GUCAAGCCAGUCCGCCCUGACAUUCCAAGUGAGAACCAGAAUCGUGACUCACCAUGAACACCUACCUGGUGGCCACAGUCUGCCUGAGUGUGCUGGCCAUCCUCUCAGAUGGGGUCGAAGUCAAGGUGGGAGACUACGUAUUCCCCUUGGAAUCAGUGAAGCAGCUGGAGGGCUUCUUCAAGGAGAGAUCCAAGAACCUACGCAUGCGCAUGGGUGCCACAUUUGGCGCGUGCAAAGACCCGAAAAUGCCCACAGAGUUUGCACCACUCUGUGCAUCCCCCAGAGCAGGAAUACUGCUCCGACAACUAGAAAUGAUCAGCGCAGAUGCUGCGACCUGUGAGAUUUGUGCCAACGUUGCCUGCUCUGGAUGCUAAUGAAGAAGACCACCACCAUCUCUGCUGGCUUUCUAAGUGGAUCCUGACAACUGGCCCUUGCUGCUACUGCUGCCUUUUCCUCAUCCAAACCAACAGAGGACACCUCUGCCCACUUGUACAGAUUGGCUGGGCCAUUGUGUCCCUGCUGCUGCUACCCAGCCUUGGCUUCCUGGACCCCAUCCCUAAAACCUCUAUGAGCACAAUUCAGAGUCCAUGUCGGAGGGAAGAGUGCAAGGGACAGGAAGUUGGGCUGGGGAAGGAAGGAGGAUGGUUGAAAGGAAGGUGAUUGGUCACUGCAAAAAAUAAUAAUAACGACAUCAGUUCCAUGUAAUUUUUCUUCUGCUUUUUUAAAAUUGAAAACCAGCUGUGUGAGUUUGCAAAUGGGAACAGGAAAGAAAGGGUGGGGAGAGGAAGCUUUUGUUGCCAGACAUGUUUCCUAGUCAAAAUCAAGACUUGGUUGUAUUUCCCCCUGAACAGGCUCCAGAUACAUUUUCCCCUAUAGAAAGAAAAGUAGCUGGGGUGAGAUUUUGAGCAAAAGGGACAAUCUGGCUCCCCUCUCCUCUACUUACUCUUCCCUCAAGAUUACAACCUCCUGCAGCUGAUUCUCAAUGAGAAGUAAUAUUACAUCUCAGGAAUGUUAGAUGCCGCCUAAAGUCAUUUUUUCACCCCUCACACUGCCAUUCUUAGGUCAGUUCUCCACAUUUCUGCACCAGUUUGUCAUUUUAAAAAGCACUUGUGAAAAUUCACCAGGAUUUUGGUGCAAAUUUCUCUUAAAAUGCACACAUUCCCAUGCGAUUUCCCCUAAUGUGAAUAUUUUUUUGCAAAGCAAUUUUCCCUAAUAUAAUGCAUUUCUGCCUACUAUUUUCACUGUUGUAGGCAGCUUAUCCUUACUUUGGCCUAGUAUACAUUGUUUUGGCUUGAGAGCUGCAUUGCAAAAUGUAGAGGGGUACGGAUCUUGAACAAUGGCUGUGCUUCAGCUAGGAAAGCACAAAUCAGGCACCUUAAGCUUUAAAUGCAAACUGAACUGAACCGAAUAUCUCCCCUAUCGCAACCCAGUAGCCAGUUUCUGCCCAUCAGCUUUGGGGUGCAUUGCAGUGGAGUAUAGUGGUAGCAGAGAGGAACCAGAAAUCCCAAUUUCUUUCCAGCAUAUUCCUUCCAUCCCCAGCAAACCUUUCCUUUUUCCCAUGGUCUCCCUCUUCCUCUCCUCAGAGGCGGUUGAUUUGGAUGAUGCCCCUGCUUCUUGAUAGCCACACAUUUUAAAAUGAAAUCAAUAUGCAGACUAAAACACUGUGUAGCCCACAUAACACUUCUAUUUGAGUUUAAAUACCCUUUUGUUCUCUGUUGGUGAUUUGGUCGUUUGGUUUUGAUGGCGAUCUCUUAAGCAAAACUGGCUUCUGACUUGCAAAACUGGCUUCCUCGUGGAUAUCCCUGUUUGGUGUGUCCAAAAUAAAGAUUUCCAGUGCACUG
Podarcis muralis (Common wall lizard) is the source of this 1841-nucleotide messenger RNA. Its product is annotated as guanylin-like. Gene Ontology annotation, molecular function: guanylate cyclase activator activity. NCBI's taxonomy places the organism in Eukaryota, Metazoa, Chordata, Lepidosauria, Squamata, Lacertidae. The record is from RefSeq and is a predicted model, not a curated record. Gene Ontology annotation, cellular component: extracellular region.